CUCAGUAUCCAGGCGUUCUGGGUUUGACAAUUAGCGAGCCAUUGGCAGUAUGUUUCGUCAAAGUAUCCGCCGGUUUGGCACUACGGCCCUCCGCGCUGCGGAGGCGUCAACAACUUCCUACAAUGUCCGGGUGUCCAAAGCCCAAGGCUUCACCAACGGCCUUACGGAAGCAAUUGGCAACACCCCCCUCAUCCGUCUGAAGAAGCUCUCCGAAGAAACCGGCUGCAACAUCCUCGGCAAAGCCGAGUUCCAGAACCCUGGCGGCAGCGUCAAGGACCGCGCAGCUCUCUUCGUCGUUGAGGAUGCGGAGAGGAAGGGCCUCCUGAAGCCCGGCGGUACGGUGGUGGAAGGCACGGCAGGAAACACCGGAAUCGGACUCGCCCACGUCUGCCGCUCCAAGGGCUACAAGCUGGUCAUCUACAUGCCGAACACCCAAUCGCAGGGCAAGAUCGACUUGUUGCGUCUCCUCGGUGCCGAAGUCUACCCCGUCCCCGCCGUCGCAUUCGACAACCCGCAGAACUACAACCACCAGGCUCGUCGGCACGCCGAGUCCCUGGACAACGCCGUCUGGACGAACCAGUUCGACAACACCGCCAACCGCCAGGCGCAUAUCGAGACGACUGGUCCGGAGAUCUGGGCGCAGACGAACGGUCAGAUUGACGCUUUCACUUGUGCUACGGGUACCGGUGGUACUUUGGCUGGUAUCACGCGCUACUUGAAGACUGUCAGUGAUGGAAAGGUUAAGAGUUUCCUUGCCGAUCCUCCGGGCAGUGUGCUGCACAGCUAUAUCCAGAGUGGCGGGAACUUGGUUGAGCGCACCGGUAGCAGUAUCACUGAGGGUAUUGGCCAGGGCCGUGUCACGGAUAACCUGCAGCCGGAUAUUGGUCUGCUGGACGGAUCGCUUAACAUCCCUGACGAGAAGUCGAUCGAGAUGGUCUACCGCUGCCUGGAUGAGGAGGGUCUGUACCUCGGUGCUAGCUCCGCGUUGAAUGUGGUGGCCGCGCAGGAAGUGGCGAAGAAGCUGGGCAGGGGUAACACGGUCGUUACUAUCUUGUGUGAUGGUGCCUACCGCUAUGCGGACCGCCUGUUCUCCAACACGUGGCUGCAGAGUAAGGGACUGCGUGGCGCGGUUCCGAAGCACUUGGAGCGCUAUGUUGUGCUUCCUUAGAUGUAAAUCAGAUAUCAACUUGUGAAUAGAUACGAUGUAUGCUAGAGCUAGUUCUCAGCCUGGUAGUAAUAGUACUACUUCAAUGGGACUCAUGAUAUUA
This is a messenger RNA of Aspergillus welwitschiae, 1268 nucleotides long. RefSeq names its product cysteine synthase A. Lineage: Eukaryota; Fungi; Ascomycota; Eurotiomycetes; Eurotiales; Aspergillaceae. Gene Ontology annotation, cellular component: cytoplasm. The coding region runs from base 50 to 1168 and encodes 372 amino acids. The record is from RefSeq and is a predicted model, not a curated record. Gene Ontology annotation, molecular function: cysteine synthase activity. The transcript is spliced from 2 exons.